AUGGACCCAAAUAUCUCGGCAUCCGCUCUGGGUGAGCCACAACACCUCGGCAUCGGCUUCUACCUCCUCCCCUUCGCCACGUUCCUCUGCUUCCUCGUCCCGGUCCUCUACAUCUUCCCCCCGAUCCCGGCCACCACCAGCGACGCCCUGCGGUCAACGCACACCAAGAUUGGCGUCCCGCCGCCAAAGAGCAACCUCCGGGGCCAGCACUCCGUCAAGGCCGACAACAACAGCAACAACAGCAACAGCAACACCGCCUCCAACACCGCUUCCAACACCGCCUCCAAUGCCGGCACCGGCGCAAGCGGCCCCGUCGCCCAGCUCAAGGCGCUCUGCGUCUACCCCAUCAAAUCAUGCCGCGGCAUCGAGGUGACCCGGAGCAAGCUCCUGCCCACCGGCCUGGAAUUCGACAGGCUGUACACUUUCGCACAGCUCAAAUCCCGCUUUCCGGCCGCCGUAGACGACUCGGCCGAGGCAAAGGACCAACACACCUGGGAAUUCGUCACGCAGCGCCAGUUCCCCCUCCUGGCCACAGUCAAAGUCGACGUCUACGUCCCCGACGCGACAAAGUCCACAGUCUUUAUGGAGAAGUCCUCGGACGCGUGGAUCGUGAUGCGUUUCCCUUGGAGGGAACCGGGGUGGAGGGGCACCAUGUCGUGGGUGGCGUCCAAGAUCCGGGGCGGGUGGAGGCGGGGCCAGCCCGAGAUGGAGGUGUUGUUGCCCGUCGAGUUCCCGACCGAGGCGGAGAUUGCGGAGCGCGGGUAUACGCGCGAGGACGUGAAGGUGUGGAAGGAGGUUGUGCCGGCGCUGAAUAUGGAAAAGGAGUUGCCGGGGGAGCUGUGUCGGUAUUUGGGGGUGAGUAAUAAGUUGGCGCUGUUUCGGGUUGAUCCGGGGCAGUUGAGGGAGGUGUAUCGGUGUGCGCCGCGGAAGGAGGAGGCUGGGUAUCAACCUAUUGUUGGAUUUCAGGAUGCUUAUCCCCUGCAUAUCAUGAACAUUAGCAGUCUCCAGGACUUUGACACCAAGGUGCCCAAGGACGACGAGCUCAAGCAUUUCGACGUCAGGCGGUUCCGGUCCAACAUCAUUGUCUCUGGUGCGCCAGCCUACGACGAAGAAUCAUGGAAAUGGGUAAACUUCACCCAGGGCACCUCAAAGGUCACCGUCCCGGCAAAGUUCCAAGUCUCGUGCCGUACAGUCCGCUGCAAAAUGCCAAACGUCGACCCAGUCACCGGCGCCCGCCACACCGUCGAACCAGACAGAUCCCUCCGCAAACUCCGCGACGUCGACGAGGGCGCCCCGCGCAUGGGGUGCCUCGGCAUGCAAAUGUGCCCGCUCUUCGAGGGCACCGACCGCGUCGAGUACAUGCAGGCCUGGCUCGAGGUCGGCAUGGACGUCUCUGUGCUGGAGCGCGGCGAGCACGUCUACAUCAAGCAGUGA
Molecule: messenger RNA, 1434 nt
Organism: Colletotrichum phormii
Lineage: Eukaryota; Fungi; Ascomycota; Sordariomycetes; Glomerellales; Glomerellaceae
Product: MOSC domain-containing protein
Exons: 4
Coding region: 1-1434 (477 amino acids)
Molecular function (GO): molybdenum ion binding; pyridoxal phosphate binding; catalytic activity
Source: RefSeq, a predicted model, not a curated record